Aspergillus sclerotioniger CBS 115572 is the source of this 1725-nucleotide messenger RNA. RefSeq lists its product as uncharacterized. The transcript has 2 exons. The coding region runs from base 1 to 1725 and encodes 574 amino acids. The record is from RefSeq and is a predicted model, not a curated record. NCBI's taxonomy places the organism in Eukaryota, Fungi, Ascomycota, Eurotiomycetes, Eurotiales, Aspergillaceae.
AUGGAUGAAGGCACGUCUUCUCGUCCGACAGAAACCCCCGAAGGCUCUGCUGGUGGGGAUGAUAACAACGCCGCCUCGGCUGCAUCGAAGAACCCGGCUCUGAAGGAUCGGAAAUGCCAGUAUUGCCAUCAAGCGUUCACCUCUUCGUCCCUCGGUCGCCAUCUGGAUCAGUUCCUCUUUAAGAAAAAGCCAGACGGCGUUCACGAUGUCGAGGAGAUCCGGCGCAUUCGGAGCGGCAUCACUCGGCGACAGGCCCGUACCUCGUCUGGUAGACGGGAUACCCCCGAGCGAGCUACGAGCAAAGGCCAGCAGGACACGUACAAUGCCGGCGAAUCGGGGAUAAAAUCACGCGAGGGCGCGUAUAGAAUGAUGUUCAACACGCCCACGUGGCAUGCGACCGGAGUGAUCAACGAUAUUCCCAACCCAAGCCAGUCGCAAGAUAGUAGCUCGUCUCAGUCGCGCAUUGCGCCCUCGCAGUCACGGACUGGACCCUUCUCGUAUCCAGAAAGAGGUGGUUCAAACAACCCAGACACCAUGAGGGCAUUGGAGCUGGCAUUGCGCGAGGUCCUGGACAACAUCAAAGCCGCAACUUCAAGAAUGCGCCCUAGACUCUCCCCGUUCGACUUCGACAUUCAGACUCAAACAUUCCCUUCCCUCUGCUUGCAGCUGCUGCCUCCUCCACCCAGUCUUUUCGCAACAAGCCCAUUCCCAUCUCCCUCGUCAUUCCCCCUCCAACCUCCAGGAGUGGAACAUCUCGACAUCAUUCGACAGGCGCUUCGCGCAAAAAUCGACCAAUGGCAAUCCGACCAGCGAACCGCCGAGUCCAACAGCAACUCCCAGUCAGGAAGACCAAGCCUCGGCUUAGACUCCAACAUGAUCGGUCGGAGUGCGCAGCAACAUGAAGAACUAAGUCUGAGACACCUGGAGCUGGCAUUCAAGCACUGGGUCUCAAUGCCUACGGAUGCCCGGAGAGACGCAUGGCAGCUUGAAAUCACUCGCGCAUUCGCCAGGGAAAUGGAGAAGCGAAAGUCUCUCGACGACCAACUCGCGCGCGUCCAACAGGAGGCGAACCAACUUCGCGCCCAGGUAGAACGCCUAGGUUCCUGCCAAUGGCCGAGGGAAUUUGCAAUCUUCCCUCCCGACACGCUCCCACUACCACGGGACGUAGCCAGGGAACUCGACACAAAAGAGAGCCAAAUCAGCCCGACCUCCUCUCGCUGGGACUACGACAACGUCGUCGCAAAAUGGAAACGAGUCGUCAUGCACGACAGAGGCAUGGGCCGCGUCGGUAUCGGCCACGCAAACAACUUACAGGAAGACUACCACGGCACAGAAAACAGACACACCAUCACCGACGAGUCAACCCGCUCCAGGACCUUAAACCCCCCGCCAGCACUGAGCCCCGGCCCAUCGCCCUCAAACACCAGCGUUGGCGGCGCCUCCGCUCCCCCAAGUCAACAAACCUCGCCCUACCUGCAACACGACCACACCCGGAGCCCUGAUGCAGGCCCGCAAGUCAAACGACCACGCCUGAUGAACGGCCAUCACACCAGCAACGCGCCACACGUCCCCGACAGCGGCCCCAAUUCCACCCCCACGAAUCAGGGACCCCCCAGUGCGCCUAGCAGCUCCUGGACAACCGCCACCACCGCCCAAACACCCAUCAUAACUUCCAAUUCUGCCAACCAUGCAGGUCCUACGCCCCCGCCUUCUUGUUCUGGAUGA